Molecule: messenger RNA, 400 nt
Organism: Zychaea mexicana
Lineage: Eukaryota; Fungi; Mucoromycota; Mucoromycetes; Mucorales; Lichtheimiaceae
Exons: 3
Coding region: 103-312 (69 amino acids)
Source: RefSeq, a predicted model, not a curated record
CUCCUCCUCCUCCUGAUCCUCCUCUUCUUCCGUUCUGGUGUUCCUGUUGUGCGUUGCUGCUGUCGCGUUUUGUGCGUGCUUUUCUUCUUUUUGGCGUUUUCGAUGCGUCAACUGACGCGAUGGUGUGGAAAGCAUUUGGGGCUGUUUUUUCUUUCUCUUUGGCGCUUCGUGGUUCUGUCGGUGUUCUUUUCCUCCUCCUCCUCCUCCUCCUCCUGGUCUUCCUCUUCUUCCGUCCUGGUGUUCCUGUUGUGCGUUGCUGCUGUCGCGUUCUGUGCGUGCUUUUCUUUUUGGCGUUUUCGAUGCGUCAACUGACGCGAUGGUGUGGAAAGCGUUCAGGGCUGUAUUUUCUUUCGUUUCGGUGCUUCGUGGUUGUGUCGGUUUUCUUCUCCUCCUCCUCCUG